AUGGACCUUCUUCGAGACAAAUGUCACGCCUCAGAAGCAAGCACCUGCUCCAGCCCUGACGCUGGCGCUGGCACGGGCGCCGCCGCGGGCCAGCCACACGCCGCGCACUCAUCGCAAGCCACCCGCACCCGCGCCGACCGCCCCUGCGACACCUGCCGCAAGAGGAAGUCGAGAUGCGUCAAGGAGCCCGGCCAGGACAAGUGUGUCUUGUGCUCCUUCCACCGUCGCGCAUGCACCUACCUCGAUGAGCCUCAGCGGAGGAAGAGGCCCAAGGCUGACAGCUUGGCAAGCAUCUCCUCGACCCCAGAGCACCGCAGGCAGAGCUCCGAUCCUUCGUCCAGGAAAAAGCCGAAAUCUGCUACUUCUCGAGAUGACUCCCAUGCCACGAGCCCCUCAAGUGCAAGGUCGCUUCUUGACUGCACCCUGGGCCUCCACGGCAGCACGCAUUUCAGGUACAUCGGCCCCAGUUCUGUGUACGAGGGACAGCUCCUCGACGUCUUGUACGGCCUGGUGGAUCAUGGCGCCGACGAGACAACUUCCAAGUUUCGCCGCGCCGACAACGCCAUCACGUUCUUGUCGCGGCCAGAUUCCAAGACCCUGUUCAGCGCCGACGACGACGACGACCUUGACUACGUCGAGUCGCUCGUCCGUCCACACGGGCCAGCACUCGUCAACCUGUACUUCAGGACAGUGCACCCGAGCUUUCCUGUGAUCCACAAGGCCGUAUGGCUCGAGAAGUACGCGCGCUCCUUCAAGGAAUUCUCUCCGCCUCAGCUUGCCGCCUUCUACCUCAUUGCCAUGGACUGGUGGGAGUACGAUCCCGAUCUGUCAUCCAAGGACAAGCCGGACGCGAUGGCGCUGCUCAAGGUGGCCAUGACCUCCUUGUCCGCCGUCAUCCACCGCCCAAAGCUCUCUACGGUCCAGGCAGGCUUGCUGCUGCUGCAGAGGUCAGGAGGGGACUCGUGGGUGUUGACGAGCCAGGUAGUGGCGCUUGCGGAGGAGCUUGGGCUACACAUGGACUGCUCCUUGUGGAAUAUUCCGGACUGGGAGAAGGGGCUGAGGAGGAGGCUGGCCUGGGCCGUCUUCAUGCAAGACAAGUGGAGCGCCUUCACCCACGGUCGACCGUCACACAUCACCCCAGGCUCCUGGCGCAUCCCUCACCUAGCGCUCGACGACUUCCCAGAAUCAGCCGCAGAUGAUGACGGCAAGGACGGGAGCACAGAAGUCGAGACAGGGCGGCAGGUCUUCAUCCACCUGACACAUCUGACCGAAAUUAUGGCAGAAACCCUCGAGGCUCUGUACGGGCCAAACCAGGUGCGCACAGAGAGCGUCUAUGCCCAGCACGGUGUGCAGGGUCUCAUGAACAUGGUGAAGCCCAUGGUCAGGAGGCUCGAGGCGUGGGCCGAGGAGAUACCUCCGGGCCUAGAAAUGGACUCUACGAAGCCGAGACGACUCUGCUCCAACGGCAACCUCCAUCUGUCUUAUUUCAUUACCGAAAUCAUGAUAUACCGCUUCAUCAUGCGCCGAGUCACUCCCGACACCCUGCCUGCCGUCCGAGACAUCGCUCGUGAGGCAGGUAAGGCCUGCCUUGAGAAGGCCAUGAGCUUCGUCGAGUGCCUACGUCCCGAGCAUCUGCAAGCCUUCUGGUGGUCCGCAGCGCCAAAGUCACUAGCCCUCAUCAGGUCAUUCGGCGGUCUUCUAUGGGCAACCAGCAGCACCGAGAUGGAGGCCGGCUUUUACCGGCAAAAGCUCAUAGACUUCCAGUGGAGCUUGAAGGUGCGGUCCAGGGGGGUCGGCUUCGUGACUGCCGCCAUCCGUGAGGUGGAAGACUCUCUGAAUGACCCUGACAUGGCUCACUCGCCAGUUGCAAGCAGUAGCAAAUCACUGUACUAUUCGUUGGAAGAGAUGAGCGCCGCAGAGAUGCCGCCGCAAUCACAGCCCCAGGCACUCCCUCGGCACAAUCUCACCCGCAUGAAUGGGCCCUUACCAACACCCCCGCAAAUUUCGCCUGUUGAGCAGGCCACACCGCGGGUUGCGCCUUUUGAUCCGGCCCUGUACGAACAAGCCCAGUUGGGGCAUGGCCAUCUGGAUCCGUCAUCACUUAGCUUCAGCAUUAUGGACCUCGAUCCUACUGCGAGGCAGGUGUACAUGGAUAUGACCGGGCAGGCUCUCUUCUACACGGACAUGCCCAUGCCUAAUCCGUGA
This is a messenger RNA of Diaporthe amygdali, 2205 nucleotides long. Its product is annotated as transcriptional activator protein DAL81. The coding region runs from base 1 to 2205 and encodes 734 amino acids. Gene Ontology annotation, molecular function: DNA-binding transcription factor activity, RNA polymerase II-specific; zinc ion binding; DNA binding. Gene Ontology annotation, cellular component: nucleus. Gene Ontology annotation, biological process: DNA-templated transcription. The transcript is spliced from 2 exons. NCBI's taxonomy places the organism in Eukaryota, Fungi, Ascomycota, Sordariomycetes, Diaporthales, Diaporthaceae. The record is from RefSeq and is a predicted model, not a curated record.